CUCCCAGGAAGCGGUGAUAGACAGUUCUGUGUGGUUCUCCACCCCCACCUCCCAGCUGAGUGGAGGAGUUGAUAUGUCUCAUUAUAACAGCCAAUGCAGCCGCCAUCCACGCACAAGCAAAGAAGCAUGUCCCAUUUAAAUACACCCACGCAGCCCCAGCGCCCUUAGCCGAUCAGGGCGCGCAGCCCACACGCACCGCGGCUCCGGGCUUGGAGAUCCGCGCAGGUCGGGCUCCGGGAUCCCGCGGAUCGACGCUCUCGGAAGAUCGGGAUCUGACUCUUGCUGGGGCCCGGGUGGGCUGGGGAGGCUGGGCCCCGGGCCUCUCUGGCGGACAGCCGCAUGAGGACGCGAGCGAAAUAGACCGGGGUGGAAUUGCCAAGGAAGACGCUUCGGGGUGGUUUUGGUCCAUUUCUCCCGCGAAGAGUCGACAUGGCGAGCGACUCCCCAGCUCGCAGCCUGGAUGAAAUCGAUCUCUCCGCCCUGAGGGACCCUGCAGGGAUCUUUGAAUUGGUGGAACUUGUCGGAAAUGGCACGUAUGGUCAAGUUUAUAAGGGUCGUCAUGUCAAAACGGGCCAGCUUGCUGCCAUUAAGGUUAUGGAUGUCACAGGGGAUGAAGAGGAAGAAAUCAAACAAGAAAUUAAUAUGUUGAAGAAAUAUUCUCAUCACAGGAACAUUGCUACAUACUACGGUGCUUUUAUCAAAAAGAACCCUCCUGGCAUGGAUGACCAACUCUGGUUGGUUAUGGAGUUCUGUGGUGCUGGCUCUGUCACUGACCUGAUCAAGAACACGAAAGGCAACACAUUGAAAGAGGAGUGGAUUGCAUACAUCUGCAGGGAGAUCUUACGGGGCCUGAGUCACCUGCACCAGCACAAAGUGAUUCAUCGAGAUAUCAAAGGGCAGAACGUCUUGUUGACUGAAAAUGCAGAGGUUAAGCUAGUGGAUUUUGGAGUGAGUGCCCAGCUUGACCGAACCGUGGGCAGGAGGAACACGUUCAUCGGGACUCCCUACUGGAUGGCACCAGAAGUCAUUGCCUGUGAUGAGAACCCGGAUGCCACAUAUGAUUUCAAGAGUGACUUGUGGUCUUUGGGAAUCACCGCCAUUGAGAUGGCAGAAGGUGCCCCCCCCCUCUGUGACAUGCAUCCCAUGAGAGCCCUCUUCCUCAUCCCAAGGAACCCUGCACCUCGGCUCAAGUCUAAGAAGUGGUCAAAAAAAUUCCAGUCAUUUAUCGAGAGCUGCUUGGUAAAGAAUCACAGCCAGCGGCCAGCCACAGAGCAGUUGAUGAAGCACCCGUUCAUACGAGACCAACCUAAUGAGAGGCAGGUCCGCAUCCAGCUGAAGGACCACAUUGAUCGAACAAAGAAGAAGCGAGGAGAAAAAGAUGAGACUGAGUAUGAAUACAGCGGAAGUGAGGAGGAAGAGGAAGAGAAUGACUCUGGGGAACCCAGCUCCAUUCUGAACCUACCAGGGGAGUCAACACUGCGAAGGGACUUCCUGAGACUGCAGCUGGCCAACAAGGAGCGCUCAGAGGCCCUGCGGCGCCAACAGCUGGAGCAGCAGCAGAGGGAGAAUGAAGAACACAAGCGGCAGCUACUGGCUGAGCGCCAGAAGCGCAUUGAAGAGCAGAAGGAGCAGAGGCGGAGGCUGGAGGAGCAACAAAGGCGAGAAAAAGAGCUUCGGAAGCAGCAGGAGCGGGAACAGCGCCGGCACUAUGAAGAGCAGAUGCGUCGGGAGGAGGAGAGGAGGCGGGCCGAGCAUGAGCAGGAAUACAUCAGGCGACAGCUAGAAGAAGAGCAAAGGCAGUUAGAGAUCUUACAGCAGCAGCUACUGCAUGAGCAAGCUCUACUUCUGGAAUAUAAGCGCAAACAAUUGGAAGAACAGAGACAAGCAGAAAGACUGCAGAGGCAGCUAAAGCAAGAGCGGGACUAUCUGGUUUCCCUCCAGCAUCAGCGGCAGGAGCAGAGGCCCCUGGAGAAGAAGCCACUGUACCAUUACAAGGAGGGCAUGAGUCCUAGUGAGAAGCCGGCCUGGGCCAAGGAGGUAGAAGAACGCUCAAGACUCAACCGACAGAGUUCACCUGCCAUGCCUCACAAGGUUGCCAACAGGAUCUCGGACCCCAACCUGCCCCCAAGAUCAGAGUCCUUCAGCAUUAGUGGGGUUCAACCUGCAAGGACACCCCCAAUGCUCAGACCUGUUGACCCCCAGAUCCCGCAGCUGGUAGCUGUCAAAUCCCAGGGACCUGCCUUGACGGCCUCCCAGUCAGUACAUGAGCAACCUACAAAGGGCCUGUCUGGGUUCCAGGAGGCUCUGAAUGUGACCUCUCACCGGGUCGAGAUGCCACGCCAGAACUCGGAUCCCACCUCAGAAAACCCUCCUCUCCCCACGAGAAUUGAGAAGUUUGACAGAAGCUCUUGGUUACGACAGGAAGAAGACAUUCCACCAAAGGUGCCUCAAAGAACAACUUCUAUAUCCCCAGCACUAGCCAGAAAGAAUUCCCCUGGCAAUGGCAGUGCUUUGGGCCCCAGACUUGGAUCUCAGCCCAUCAGAGCAAGCAACCCUGAUCUGCGCAGGACAGAGCCAGUCCUGGAGAGUUCCCUACAGCGAACCAGCAGUGGCAGUUCCUCCAGCUCCAGCACUCCCAGCUCCCAGCCCAGCUCCCAAGGAGGCUCUCAACCUGGCUCACAAGCAGGAUCUAGUGAGCGGUCCAGAGUGCGGGCCAACAGUAAGUCCGAAGGAUCGCCCGUGCUCCCCCAUGAGCCUUCCAAGGUGAAACCAGAAGAAUCCAGAGACAUCACGCGACCCAGUCGGCCAGCUGAUCUGACGGCAUUAGCCAAAGAAUUACGAGAACUCCGAAUUGAAGAAACAAACCGCCCCCUGAAGAAGGUGACUGAUUACUCUUCCUCCAGCGAGGAGUCGGAGAGCAGUGAGGAAGAAGAGGAAGAUGGAGAGAGUGAGACACAUGACGGGACGGUGGCUGUCAGUGACAUACCCAGACUAAUACCCACCGGCGCUCCAGGGAACAAUGAGCAGUACAACAUGGGGAUGGUCGGGACACAUGGGCUGGAAACUUCGCAUGCGGACACCUUUGGCGGCAGCAUUUCAAGAGAAGGAACCUUGAUGAUCAGAGAGACGGCUGAAGAGAAGAAGCGAUCUGGCCACAGUGACAGUAAUGGAUUCGCCGGUCACAUCAAUCUCCCAGACCUUGUACAGCAGAGCCAUUCGCCAGCUGGAACUCCCACUGAGGGGCUGGGCCGUGUCUCCACUCAUUCCCAGGACAUGGACUCUGGGGCUGAAUAUGGUAUAGGGAGCAGCACCAAAGCCUCUUUCACCCCCUUCGUGGACCCUCGAGUGUACCAGACAUCGCCCACUGAUGAAGAUGAAGAGGAUGACGAAUCUUCAGCUGCUGCCCUGUUUACUAGCGAACUUCUUAGGCAAGAACAGGCCAAACUCAAUGAAGCGAGGAAGAUUUCAGUGGUAAAUGUGAACCCAACAAACAUUCGCCCUCAUAGUGACACACCGGAAAUCAGAAAAUACAAGAAACGCUUCAAUUCAGAAAUACUUUGUGCAGCUCUAUGGGGUGUGAACCUUCUGGUGGGGACUGAAAAUGGCCUGAUGCUUUUGGACAGAAGUGGCCAAGGCAAAGUCUACAACCUAAUCAACCGGAGGCGGUUUCAGCAGAUGGAUGUGCUAGAAGGACUAAAUGUUCUUGUCACGAUAUCAGGAAAGAAGAACAAGCUCCGUGUGUACUAUCUCUCAUGGUUAAGAAACAGAAUCCUGCACAAUGACCCGGAAGUGGAAAAGAAGCAGGGCUGGAUCACCGUCGGAGACUUGGAAGGCUGCAUCCACUACAAAGUCGUUAAAUAUGAAAGAAUCAAGUUCCUGGUGAUUGCCUUAAAGAAUGCAGUAGAGAUAUAUGCGUGGGCCCCUAAACCUUACCAUAAGUUCAUGGCAUUUAAGUCUUUUGCAGAUCUUCAGCAUAAGCCUCUGCUCGUUGACCUCACAGUAGAAGAAGGUCAAAGGUUAAAGGUCAUAUUUGGCUCACACACUGGUUUCCAUGUAAUUGAUGUUGAUUCUGGAAACUCCUACGAUAUCUAUAUACCAUCCCAUAUUCAGGGCAACAUCACUCCUCAUGCUAUCGUCAUCUUGCCUAAAACAGACGGAAUGGAGAUGCUUGUCUGCUAUGAGGAUGAGGGGGUGUAUGUGAACACCUACGGCCGAAUCACUAAGGAUGUGGUGCUCCAAUGGGGAGAAAUGCCCACAUCUGUGGCCUACAUUCAUUCCAAUCAGAUAAUGGGCUGGGGCGAGAAAGCUAUUGAGAUCCGGUCAGUGGAAACAGGACAUUUGGAUGGAGUGUUUAUGCAUAAACGAGCUCAAAGGUUAAAGUUUCUAUGUGAAAGAAAUGAUAAGGUAAAUCCGUUUCAACUUUGCUUUAGUGUUUGCAUUUUAAGAGACCACCAGGUACCUGUGAAUCCUUCAUUUUCCUUUAUACUGACUCAAGUCACAUCUGUGUUCAGUGAUCAAUGACAAUCUUGAAAUGGCAUUACUUGGUUUGAUUCAUGUGAACAUUCAGAAUCUAUGACUCAUGCAUCCAAACCAGCAUAAAACAUCUCUAACUUUCUUGUAAACUAUUGGUGACUUUUGUGGCCAGAGGGCCUUCCAGUGACUUGACAACCAUUGUAGACUCUCCUAUGCACUUAGAGCAGCUAGCCCAUCAUUGGUCACCUCAUAGUGGGUUAGCCUUAUGCCUUCACUUUUAGGCCUUUCACAGAGACAGUGUUGGGACCUAGCUUUCAUAUUAUAUUCACCUUUAAGUGUAGAAAAUAUGACAUGUAGAAAUAUGAACUUCUAAACAAUGUCACUCAUUCCUAAGAAACAUAGUCACAAACUCUACUUCUACUCCUGCCAUGUCCUGUCUCAUUUCAGCCAUGUGUCUCCUGACAUGUCACAGGGGUGGGGGCGGGGCUACAUUCCAACGAAAGUGACCAUGUCUGUCCAGCAUGAUCUGUUGCCUCACAGGAGUAUACUUAAGUGGUCAUGCUCUGCCUUGCCCUCCCUGGAGAGUAAUCCGGAGUCUUUAAUAGCUAAUCUACAUUUGUGAGCCCACCCUUUGAGACUAAGUUCACCCAACCAACCAUGUCCACAUAGAGAAUAACGUGAUGGGUUGAACUGUUUACAUUUCUAUGUUCACCCCAGUUCCCCAGGGGCCAGACUGCUCUUUAUCCCACCCUGGUAAUAUGGAUCUGGAUUCUUUGACCCUGGCUAACUGUUUCUGACCUGGUAUGGUCUAGUGGGCAGUAGCUCUGGGAGACGAGGAUAAGACCAGGGGUCUUAUCAGAGUAUGCCAGAAACCAGACUUAACAAUUGAGACUCCAACACUUCUGCAGUCCCUAGAUCCUAAGAAAUGAAAUGUUCUGGGUGUGAACAACCAUACUGUAGUUCUCAGUGACCCACCCCAGCAGGCCUGGUCCAACCCAUCCUCUCAGGCUGGUGCCUCUAGUUUAGUCCCUGAGCUCACAACUAGCAACCUUUUUAGCAGAUCUCCACUCUACUCCCUAUUUCUAUUCCCUGACCCCCGAGUAGCUGUAGUUUCCCCUGUAGCUUUAGCUAAAUAUCAAGCAAGUCCACAAGCUUCUUAAGAAGCCAUGGACACAAAGUAGCACAGGCUUUCACUAGUGACACACUCAUUCCUCAGACCACAGACACUGGCUUACUGAAGGGCUAUUGCACAGCCCCAUGUAGUAUUUUCCUGGGGCAGUGGUUCACUGACAAUCAGCUCAAGCAAGCAGUCAUCUAAAUUCUGCUCACUUCACCCAGGCCUUUGAUAAAAUGAUUGAACUGGCUCAGACCUAAUGGACUGUGCUUCUGCUUAUUAAUACCAUUAUCUCCCUUGGCCUGGGAUCUGCUAGCAUCAGCAGAGAGCCUAAGUGUUAACCCAUAGAACACUGUAAACACUGGCCAUUGACACUGAGCUGGUGCACAGUGAGGAUAGGACAUGUGAGAGAAAAUGACUGGCAGUUGAAGAAAAGAAGGGGGAAAACAGAAACCCAUGAAGUUGAACUAACUUGUUUUUAAUUUCAAACAGGUAUUUUUUGCAUCCGUGCGAUCUGGAGGAAGUAGCCAAGUGUUUUUCAUGACCCUCAACAGAAAUUCCAUGAUGAACUGGUAACAGAAGAGCACUUGGCACUUAUCUUCAUGGCGUUAUUUCUAAUGUAAAAGAACAUAACUCAUGUGGACGUAUGCCAGUCUAGAGGCAGAGUCAGAAGGCCUGGUUGAACAUACCGCUCUCUCCGUUUCCUCUCCCUCCAUCUCUCCCAAUAUAGUCCUUUUUGGUGUUGCAGCCUGGUUGAGAAGGAGAGAAAGAGGUGGCGGGAAUGGCUGGGCAAGCGAUUCCGAGGAUGCUGCAUUGUCUGUGGACAGAGAUGGACCUUGUGCCCUUCGGAGUUAGGAAUAGAGACAAAUAUUGUGUGCUCUUAUGAUUAAGCUGUGUUUAUGCUGGCUUUUCAGUUCUUUUUGGUUUGGAACUUUUUAACUUUUUCCCCCCUUUACCACCUUACUUUGUAAGAAUGGGGGGAAAUGCAUACUGGGAACAUAGUCUUUUUAAAAUUCUGUCUGCCUGCUAGCUUUAAGUAUAUGGUAUGUUGUAAAAGUUCCAACUCCCAGUAGUGAGAAACAUCGCAAUAAAUGGACCCUAUCUCCCUGCACUGAAGGCCAUAACCACAUAGUGGGGUAAUUUAAGAAUUUUCUUGCCUUCACUAACCCAAGAGGCUAUUUUUGUUUUGUCUUGUUUUGUUUUGUUUUAUUUUAUCUUUUUUUUAAAUUGCUACUGGCUAAUGAAUUUUUGAAAGAGAAGCAAAAUAGCUGGUUUUCUCCUCUCUGGGGAAAUAGAUUUUAAAUGGCUAAACUAUUAGCCUUAAUCUAAUAAAAUCAACUACCACUCUUGUGAGUCUGUCAGGCCAUAUUUUGAUAUGGCCCUUUCUAGAAUGGAGGGUGUUGAAUGGGACAGCGAUGCCAUUGAGUUGAGUGGGCUUGUGACUGGGGAGGGACUCUGGGAUGUGACUGUCCCUCAAUUAUUAUGCAACAGAUCAGGGCAAAAGACGGGAUGACAGGUGGGUCACCCAGAAGGAGCUUCUGAGAAAUGAGCUAAUAUGUCUAUGUAAAUACACACAUGUUCUUUCUUCAAGGCACAAAGCCUCCUUGAUAAGAGGUCCCUUCAAGUUGGGCUUUGUUAGGACUGUGACUGGUUGAGAUCUUUCCCAGAGCUGGGGGGUACAUAAGAGCCAUGCUCUGGAAACCCUCCCAAGGGUGCCACUUUCUCAACAGAAAAACUGUGAUGGAGACAAUUACUAAUAAAUGUUCCUGAGCUGCCUGUGUUCUUAUUGGGUCAAGGGACUAGACUUGCAAGGCUGCCGCACACAGCAGGCACCAAAAGCUCAGAUUUUAGGGAACCUAAAGGCAAGGCUUUGACAAAAUUCUAAGACUUCUAAUCAUG
Messenger RNA from Mus caroli (Ryukyu mouse), 7486 nucleotides. RefSeq names its product TRAF2 and NCK interacting kinase (gene Tnik). Gene Ontology annotation, biological process: protein phosphorylation. Gene Ontology annotation, cellular component: cytosol. Lineage: Eukaryota; Metazoa; Chordata; Mammalia; Rodentia; Muridae. The record is from RefSeq and is a predicted model, not a curated record. Gene Ontology annotation, molecular function: ATP binding; protein kinase activity.